Conger conger (European conger) is the source of this 1557-nucleotide messenger RNA. RefSeq names its product peptidoglycan recognition protein 5 (gene pglyrp5). Lineage: Eukaryota; Metazoa; Chordata; Actinopteri; Anguilliformes; Congridae. The coding region runs from base 307 to 903 and encodes 198 amino acids. Gene Ontology annotation, molecular function: peptidoglycan binding; zinc ion binding; N-acetylmuramoyl-L-alanine amidase activity. The transcript is spliced from 4 exons. Gene Ontology annotation, biological process: peptidoglycan catabolic process; innate immune response. The record is from RefSeq and is a predicted model, not a curated record.
UUCGUUACCCUUUACUCUGGGAACUUACUCGGCUAUCGGAACGCUACAUAACCGGUCCUCCCGUUGUUAUGAAACAUCGUACUUUCCUGUCGCGAGGGAACUGUAAGCGACUUGAAUUAAAGAGGAACGACAAGAAGUAUCUGGAAAGUACGUUAGAUGCGGAAAGCACGUUGAAAAGAGCUGUUUUCCGCAUUUCUGUGAACUGCCGUACGCAAAGCCGCCAACCUCACUAGUCUUUGACCACCUGUGAUUGUUUAAGGCACGGCUCAGCGUUGCUACAGUACACUUGCGCCAGUUAGCUUGCAAAUGUCGCUUAUUCUUUCAAAAAUGGACGAAUCGACCCACUUAUCAGAAGUAUCAGAGGAAUCAAGUUCACCGAACGGCAACAAUGAGGAGCUGACACAGGGGGUAGGUCCAAAGGUGGUGUCCCGGUGCCAGUGGGGAGCCCUGGAACCCGUGAGUCGGGAAAGGCUGCAGGGCCCGGCCCAGAGAGCCAUCAUCCAUCACACUGCCCUGUGGCCGUGCAGGUCCGCCCAAGACUGCAUUGCGCAGCUGAGGCACGCGCAGAAACUGCACAUGCACCAUCGAGACUUCUAUGACAUUGGAUACAACUUCCUGAUUGGUGGAGAUGGCACAGUAUAUGAGGGGCGGGGCUGGGGCAUUGUCGGGGCUCAUGCUAAAGGUAACAACAGUGACUCCCUGGGCAUCGCAUUCAUGGGAAAUUUCAACGAUGAAAGGCCUAGUCCAGCUGCCUUGGCCUCCACAAGACAGCUGCUGCAGUGUGGGGUGAGGCUUGGAUACUUGCACCCUGCAUAUGCACUACAGGGACAUCGAGACGUGGCCAAGACAGAGUGUCCUGGGGAUGCACUGUAUGAAGCAUUAUGGCUCUUAGCUCAGCAUUGAGCUCAACCGAACACACUGGCCACUUCCAUCCUUGAGGACACCAAGAGCGACAUGGCUCAGGCAGUUAGAGCAGUCGUCUGGCAGUCGGAGUCUGGUUGUCGAGUCGAUCCCCCGGCCGGGCUGUGUCGAAGUGUCCCUAAGCAAGACACCUAACCCCCCCCCCAAAAAAACAAAUGCUCCUGACGAGCUGGUCGGUGCCUGGCAUGGCAGCCAAUCGCCGUUGGUGUAUGAAUGGGUGUAUGAAUGGGUGAAUGAGAAGCAUCAAUUGUACAAAGGUGCUAUAUAAAUGCCAACCAUUUACCAUUUACCAUUUAAACAUGACGCUACUGUCACCUCUGGGAUUAUAGACUUGGGUGACUUUUUAAAAUAGAAAUGUGUUGCAAGAAACAGUUUGAAUGUAUUUUUGUGCAUAUGUUGCAUAUUUGGAAUGUUUAUUUUACACGUGUACUAGAAGGGCUUGUACAUAGAGGCUUGUAUCAGUAUUGAUGAGCUCUGGCUGAUCUCAACAUACAUGAGCCAAUUUGAUGUACCUACUGAUACUGUAAAUUAAGUGAAAAUGUAAUGUUCAAAAAGGUAAAUCAUAGUCAUUAAUCUUCUUCUAAGUUUAAUUUCUUGUUUUUUUUUUAACCAAAAUCAGCCACUUACGGCUCAUGC